GAAAACAUGGCGGACAGACUAACGCAGCUUCAAGACGCUGUCAAUUCGCUUGCAGAUCAGUUUUGUAAUGCCAUUGGCGUCCUACAACAAUGUGCGCCUCCUGCCUCCUUCAGUAACAUCCAGACGGCUAUCAACAAAGAUCAGCCCGCAAACCCUACCGAAGAAUAUGCCCAGCUGUUUGCAGCCCUGAUAGCCAGAACAGCCAAAGAUGUGGAUGUACUAAUCGACUCUCUGCCCAGUGAGGAGUCCACAGCUGCUCUGCAGGCGGCCAGUCUGCGGCAGCUGGAAGAGGAGAACCACGACGCAGCAGCUCGUCUGGAGGACGUGGUUUACCGUGGCGAUAUGCUGCUGGAGAAGAUCCAGAGCGCUCUGGCUGACAUAGCCCAGUCUCAGCUCCGCACCCGCAACGGAGCUCCGAGUCAGCCUUCACCUGCCGAAUCCUGACCCCACAACAUACAUAUUAUACUACUGGACAGUUUCACUCUCACCGACUGCCACUCUCAAAACACACAAACACGGGCUGAGUCUGUCUGAAUGUGUGUCCAUACGUGUGUGUGUGGAGAAUACGAGACGCUGACCACAUUUGGGUGGUUGAGACAAACAGCCUUCUUGUGAUUUCUCUGUAAAUUUCUAAUGAGAUUUGGCCUGAAACAAAACUGGAGAGGAGUAAAAGAAGACGUCUUCACAUGCACAUAGUCCUUAAUUUUUGCUUUUUUCUUGAUACAAAAAGUUUGGAAAAAUGCUUCCUCCUGGUCUAAAAGAGUCUGUCAGGUUUUGUAUGUUUUCUGUACAAUUUGUGCUGUAUAUUGAGUUGAGUCAGAUCUCAAUCUGUUUUUGUAGAUAUUUAUGAAUGAAAUGAUCAGAUUUCUCAUUUUGGCUGCUUUAAAAAGUUAAAUCACUCUUUUUCUUUAACUGUCUAUAACCAAGUAAUUUUUCCUUUUUUUUUUUUCUUUUCUUUUUUUUAAAUAAAGCUUCAACAAAC
Molecule: messenger RNA, 982 nt
Organism: Seriola aureovittata
Lineage: Eukaryota; Metazoa; Chordata; Actinopteri; Carangiformes; Carangidae
Gene: med21
Product: mediator complex subunit 21
Exons: 4
Coding region: 7-444 (145 amino acids)
Biological process (GO): regulation of transcription by RNA polymerase II
Cellular component (GO): mediator complex
Molecular function (GO): transcription coregulator activity
Source: RefSeq, a predicted model, not a curated record